AUGGAACAAAAAGCUUAAACUUCGUUUCAUUUCCCUCCUUAAUCUCAAAAUAGCACUUCCUCGGGGUUUGGAAAUCAGCCAAAUCAAAAUAACUAUUUGAGGAAUGUUUCACCUAGAACUAAUCAGCAAAAUAAACUUAAAAAUGUAUAUUCAAGUGGCAAUCAUACUUAUUAACCACAAAUUUAGGGUAAAACUAAGACCCAUAGUUCAAGCUACCACAAUAAUAAUCAUAAUUAAAAGUCAACUCCUUCAAAUAGCAGUUUACAAAAUAGUAACCUUGGGAGUUCAAGAAUUACUCAUAGACAUACAAGUAAUAGCUAGGUUUAGUAAGAUUUUGAUUUGAGUCCUAGGGCAUUGAAUAAAAACAAAUUAAGCUCAAACAACAAAAGCUAGUUAGACUAAUAAGCCAAUCUUUAGCUGAAAAAUUAAUAAAAUUUGUAAAAGUAGCAGUAAUAGCAUUCAGUAUCAAUCCAAUUGAAUAAUUCUUAACAGUUAGCAUAAUAAAUCCAAUUGUAACAGCAAUAAAAACUAGAAGAGUCCUUUGAUUAAAGCUAAGCCAUUAGAAUGAGAAAUAAACUAGAAACUUUAGUUUCACAAUAUGAAAUCGAAAGAAUGUUUUGUGAUCAGAUUCCUUUGGACGAUAAUAUCAUAAAAUCAACAGUAUGUGAUUUAGAAAACCAAAGAGUAAUUAGAGCUGAUGCUGAUAGAAGUAGAGGAUCAGAAAAUUUGAAUAAAGAUAAUAUUGAAUUGAUGUUGACAUUAUACUGUAAAAGAAAUAGCAUUAGAUACAAGCAAGGAAUGAAUGAGUAAUAAUGUGGAUUCUAGCUUAAUUUCAGCUAUAAUUGCUUCUCAGCUUUUAUCUGGAGAUACUUGACAACAUUUUACUAGGAUGAAGAGUUUUUAACAUUGCAAGCAGCUUUAUAAUUCUUAUAGCUGCUUUUUAAAUAUCAUGAUCCAGAAUUAGUAAACUAUCUUGAGGUGAACUAAGUCACACCAGAAAUUAAAUUUGAAAUCGAUGUUAUUGUUGAAUUUUGGGAUAUGAUCUUAGAAGAAGAUGAUCAAUUCUUUAUCUUCUUUUUCUCAGUUUCUCUUCUAAUACAUAAUAAGAUUGUAAGAACUAUUAGUCUAAUAAAGUAGAUAAUUUUAGACUGUGAGCAAUCCCAUUUACCAUCCGUAAUGUCUAAAAUGACUAUAAAUUCAAUUGAUGAACUGAGAUAAAUCUGGCAAAAAGCACAGCAAUUACAAGAUAGUACUCCUUAUUCAUUUAAGGAGCUACCAGAAAUCAAGCAGAUAUUUUAAUCUGAUAUUAAAUAGAUGGAAAAAGAUGCUGUUGCAUAAUUUCUAGAAAAGAUUGAAAAUAUACCAUGCUUACCAAUUCUUCCAGAGGAGCUUUUCUUCUAUGCAUAUCCUGAUAUACUUCAAUGUUCAAAUCCAAAAUGUUAAAACUCUUUAAAUGGAUUCAAGAUGAAUUAAUCAAUGCUAAGUGGGCUUUAGUCACCUACAAUGAAAGAUCAUGAUUUGAUGUCACCAGUUAGAGAGAUGUCAAUGAAAAAUCCUGUUCAGGAUGAUUCAUAUCAAGUUCAAUAUUAGUAUCAACAAAGGAGAAUGACUGCAGCAGAUAUGACAAAUAAAUAGUAGCUAUAACUCCUAUAAUAAAGAAAAGCUAAUAUUCAUGACAUUAUAAAGAAGGAAAUCAAUCAUAAAUAGUAGCAACAAUUAAAUACUAGAAUGACAUCAAAUCAAACUAGUCCAAUUAAGGGGCAAAUCAGUCAUCUGUAGAUAAAUGAGUAGGAGUAUUAUAAAGGUAUAGAUAUUAGUUCAUCAAGAUCACCAUUUAAAAAUAUGAAUAAGUAAAGCCCAGCUAAAGCAGAUGGAAUGCCCCUCGAAACUGACUCAAAUGUUUAUGAUGAUAACUAAGAACAAUAAGAGUCUCACAUUGACCUAAUAAAUGAAACAACUAGGAUGAAGCAUCUGUCAUAAGCGGAAGAAUAAAGAUAAAUGAUGCUUAGAAGAGCAAAUCAUAAUGUGAAUACAACAGUUAUGACGGUUCAAGAACCAAGAAUAGGAAGUAGUCCAAAGGCUCAUCUUAGUACUUACAUAGGAAAUUAAUAAAAUAAUUAAAGUCUGAUUCUAAGCUCAUAAAACAGUUUUUAAAAUACAGUUAAACUUCCAAAUCUUUAAAGAGCCAGUAUGAAACAUAAUUCAUAUGGUAGAGGUCUAUCAGCAUCAGCAUGCAAAGUUUCUAAAUAAAAUGCACCAUCAUCUAAUGGGGGUGGUUCAAUUAUCGAAUAAAAAAGAAUAUCAGUACUUUAACCAAGCCUCCUUUAAUCUGGUCUGUAAACUCUAAAUGUAUCUAGACUAGAAUACUGUAGAAAAUGUUUAAAAAAAAGAGAAUACGAAGAUAGAUAAUAAUUUAUGGAUAACUAAGAGUCAGAGUUUUCUAUUAGCAUUUAGGAAACUCAGCAAAAUUAAGAGGAAGAAAGCCAUGAAUUUUAUUAUGAAAAAAUAAGGUUUCUAAUUGUAGAUUGCAGAUUAGAAGCUCUUCAAAAAGAAGCUCUACUCCCAAAUAGCUUUUAGCUUUCAAUUUAGACUGAGUUGGGUUUAGAGCCUUUAUAAUCAAAAUAGAAGAAAGUUGAGACUAAUAACGAAAAUUUCUUUGACAUUAAAGCCUAUCAUGAAAGCAUUCUAAGAUUUUUAAUAGAAGAUUUUUAGCUGAAAGGAUUUAAGUAUAUAAGUGUGAUCCCAGGAGGAUUCAAAGAAUGUCAUGAAAUAUCAUAGUAAUAUAACUUUUAAAUCCUAAAUCAUGAGAAAAAUAAAUGUUUUCAUUGUGAUUCAAAAACCGAUAAACUGUAAUAUGAGCAGAAGUAUAAUAUUAAUGGAUUUUCAGACAUUUUCAAUGGGUUUAAACAUUGGUAUGAUGUUGCGAAUACUAAGAUCAAAUCUUUUGUUAAGGGACCAAUAAAAAUGCUAGGCAAUAAUCAGAGUGGAAAUUCUUAAUAAAAUGUGAAUUAAAAGCAAAAUAAUGGGCCUCACAAACAAUCAAAGCACCAGCAUAAAACUACGGAAGAUCAGAGCAAGCUGCCGGGUAUUUCAAACUAAAAUGAUCAGGAGACUAAUUUUCAUGUUACUACUACUUCAAAUAACAUGAUUCUAACUAGCUAGGGAUAAGAUUCAGAAAAGCAGCCUGAAAUAACCUUAGGUUCAUUGCCGAUAUCAUUUGUUUCUUAGUCAUCAAGGCAGGAGCUCUUCAACUAACUUUAAGGUAGUUAAUGUAGUAGUAACGUUUCAGUUAAUUCAUCACAUACAGCUGAUGGGAACAAUCUCAGAGAUGCGAUCAGUAACAAGAAAAUCAUGUCAUACAAACUUAUGUCGAAAGUACCUGGUGAUAGAAGUGAGAUUAUUUAUACACAGGCUAACCUGGAUGACAUCUAACUGCUUCAAAAAGCUGCUAAUCAAAUUUAAAAUACUCAGGUAUAGUAUCUUGUAUCUGAUUAGAAAAGCAAUCAGAUCAACAUCUUAAAUCCUUAAAUCAGUCAGUAAACACAAGAAAUCUAAAUAAUGAUUUCUCCACCUAAUGAAAAAUAGCCUUAGGAUAAAGAAGAGGAGGAGGAAAAGUUACAAUCUGCUAUGAAGGAUAUAAAUGAUCAAAAUAUUAUAAAGAUUGAACUUAUCAGUAGUGGCUAGGCAUAAAUUUAGCCAGCUAAGAACAGCAAUAUCUAAUAAAAAGAUGGGAAUGAAAAUCAAAAUUCCAAUAAGAUGAAUAGACCUCCUUCAAAAGAAAAAAAUUAAGAAUAAUAAAUUUAAAAUUAGCCAAAUGCCUAAAUCUCUUAGCAAUAGCAGCAACAGCAGAUUAAUCCUUAUCUUUUGAAUAAAAUUGAUUACUACACCUUAAAUGGAGUUACUAAAUUUUAUGAAGUUACUAAGCAUGAAUUUGAGAUGAUCAAUACUAAAAAAACAAGCAUUAUUUACUAGUGCAUUAAGCAAUUUUUGAAAAAGAAAUAAGAGCCACCAACAAAGGACGAUAUGUAAUAACAAUACCCAGUUUAGCUGAUUAUCACUCCAUACACUGUUUCAGUCAUUCGUGAAAGUUUUAGAGUAAGAUCUAACAGAAAUAGUGGCUUAGUUAACUAGAGUAUUGAGUCUUCAUUGAGUUAAAUUGAAGAGUGGGAUCAAGCGGAUUUUGAUGAACUUCAUCCUCAACUAUUAGAUCAUUAAGACUCAAAGAGGAAUAAAAUGCUUAAGCAAGGGUAAAAUGUUGGUCCAUUUGCCAUCCUCGAAAGCAGAUUCUUGAUGUAUGAUCUCAUAAAAAUCACCUCGAGAAAAUCUUCCUCUAAGACCAUCACAUUUUAUUUCCGUAUACCUAUGCUAGAAGAAUAUGACAUUGAUUCGCUUGAAAACGGUAUAGUUUAGUAAUUAGACUAGAAACCUACUAUUAGUUAUCAGUUUGCAUUUAAAAGAAAGAACAACUUCAAAGAAGUUUCAAUGAGUUUCUAAUUUGAUAAGGAGGAUGAUGCUAAACAAUGCAUAGCUAAUGUCAGUACUAUAUAUAAGAAAUUAAAGAAUUCAAAGUCAUCAAAAAAAGAUAAAAAGGGUGAUGAGAAAUAGACAUGA
Molecule: messenger RNA, 4611 nt
Organism: Stylonychia lemnae
Lineage: Eukaryota; Ciliophora; Spirotrichea; Sporadotrichida; Oxytrichidae
Source: the annotation of a GenBank genome assembly